Molecule: messenger RNA, 558 nt
Organism: Candidula unifasciata
Lineage: Eukaryota; Metazoa; Mollusca; Gastropoda; Stylommatophora; Geomitridae
Source: the annotation of a GenBank genome assembly
AUGAGUCAAUGGAUACCAACGCAUGUACAGUUUACAGUUUUACGAGCAAGAAACCUAAUAGCCAAGGGAAAAGGGGGAAAUAACGAUGUGUUUGUGACUAUCCAGCUGGCGAAAGAGAAGUAUCAAACCUCUACCAUCAAGAAUGCUCUUAACCCAGAGUGGUUCGAGGAGUGUGACUUGCCUAUCACUCACAUGGGACUGGAAAUUGAAGUGUCCGUCUACCACCGCGGAGUGUUGUCCGAUGAUUUCCUUGGCUACGCCGCCAUUCCGCUGUGGGAGUACAAGAUCACGGAGACAGCAGCCAGCAGGUGGGUAUCACUCCGCAACAAGCCAUCCAAACCAGGGCCAGACAAAUAUCGAGGCGAGUUGGAAGUCAAGCUAACCUUCCGCAGCCAACAUCGCCAUGACAGCAUGUCACAGGCUCUCAAGAAACGGUCACCGUCGAUACGUAACCUCACAACCACAAUCGGAGAUAAAAUUAAAUUUGUUCGCAGCCGAUCUUUCCGUGACAAUAGAAGGGAGUCGGACUUUGGAAAGAUGGAUAAAUGUCUGCCAUUU